GGGGCGGGGCGGGGCGCGCGCGUCCCCCCGCGGCGGUGCCCGCUCCCGCCGGGCCGCCCGCCCGCACCGACAUGUCGCCCGCCAUCGCGGCCAAGGAGGGCGGCCGGCAGCGCCGCUCCGGGAGCCACCACCACUGCCUGGACGUGAGGGGCGAGGCGCCCAGCGCCCUGCAGCUCUGCGGGGACGGGCUGCCGGGCGGCGAGGCCGAGGCGCUGCUGCUGCCGGAGCCGGCGGCGCGGGGGGCGCGGGGGUUCCGGGCGGAGCUGGGCAGCAUCCUGCUGCUGCUGGUGCUGUACGUGCUGCAGGGCAUCCCGCUGGGCCUGGCGGGCAGCGUCCCCCUCAUCCUGCAGAGCAAGAGCGCCAGCUACACCGACCAGGCCUUCUUCAGCUUCGUGUUCUGGCCCUUCAGCCUCAAGCUGCUCUGGGCCCCCUUGGUGGACGCCGUCUACCUGCGGGGCUUCGGCCGCCGCAAGUCCUGGCUGGUGCCCACGCAGUACGUCCUGGGGCUCUUCAUGAUCUACAUGUCCACCCAGGUGGACCUGCUGCUGGGCGACGGGGAGGGCCGGGGCCCCGACGUGGUGGCCCUCACUGUGACUUUCUUCCUCUUCGAGUUCCUGGCGGCGACGCAGGACAUUGCGGUGGACGGCUGGGCCCUGACCAUGUUAUCCAGGGAGAACGUGGGCUACGCCUCCACCUGCAACUCCGUGGGCCAGACGGCCGGAUACUUCCUGGGGAACGUCCUCUUCCUGGCCCUCGAGUCGGCUUCCUUCUGCAACAAGUACCUGCGGUUCCAGCCCCAGCCCCGGGGGAUUGUCACCCUCUCAGAUUUCCUGUUUUUCUGGGGAGCUGUCUUUUUAAUUACCACUACACUGGUUGCCCUUUUGAAAAAGGAAAACAAGGAACUAACGCCAACAAAAGAAGAAACAAAAGGCAUCACUGAUACCUACAGGCUGCUAUUCUCAAUAAUCAAGAUGCCAGCAGUUCUUACUUUCUGUCUCUUGAUUCUCACAGCAAAAGUUGGAUUCUCAGCAGCAGAUGCUGUAACAGGACUCAAGCUGGUGGAAGAGGGUGUCCCAAAAGAGCACUUGGCUCUGCUGGCUGUCCCCAUGGUUCCUUUACAGAUCAUACUGCCUCUGAUUAUCAGCAAGUACACGGCAGGCCCCCAGCCUCUCAACACGUUUUACAAAGCUAUGCCUUUUAGGUUGCUGCUUGGUCUGGAAUUUGCUUUUUUGGUAUGGUGGACCCCUAAAGUCAAACACGAAGGAGGAUUUCCUUUCUACUACUAUGCUGUAGUAUUGCUGAGUUAUGCUCUACAUCAGAUCACGCUGUACAGCAUGUACGUGGCCAUCAUGGCCUUCAACGCCAAGGUCAGCGACCCGCUGAUCGGAGGGACCUACAUGACACUCCUCAACACCGUGUCCAACCUGGGGGGGAACUGGCCUUCCACUGUUGCCCUCUGGCUUGUGGACCCACUCACAGUGAAAGAGUGUGCAGGGGCCCGGGACCAGACCUGUGGAACCACUGUGGCUGCAGAACUCUGCACCAAAGCUGGUGGUUCCUGUGUCACCACCUUGGACGGUUACUACGUGGAAUCCAUCAUCUGUGUCAUCCUGGGAUUUGGCUGGUGGUUUCUACUUGGGCCAAAACUUAAAAAGCUGCAGGACGAAGGACAGUCUUCCUGGAAGUGCAAGAGGACCAAUUGAUGCAGUUGAAAUGUUGGAUGGACUGGCAAGGUCAUUUUAGUUUUAUUACAAAGAUAUAUCCCAUAAUCAAUAAACAGGAAUACUGGUAUUUUUAAAUGCCGCGUCACCAAAAAAACGAGGUGGCCAAGACAGUGGUGUGUCUGUAUGUGAGACCACUUGCCCACCAAUAUGAAAAUGUAAGUUCAGAAUGGAAUUGUUAGAAACUGGCACCUGUGUACUGCAUACAUGUCCCCUGCUCUAGCUUCACUCCUGGCUGCUGGUACCACCAACGGCCCGAUUUCCAUGCCGUGCCUAUGGAAAAGCUAAUUGUGCCAUGUCUGUCUAAACAGCAGCCUUGUCAGCUCAGUCCCAGCUCUUUAUUUUCAAACAGAAAUGAUCUGACAGGGGGAGUUGACCCAGGGAAGGAUGUCAAAGGCAUUUUGACUUGUAGGUUGAGCGUGGUGUGCUACAAAAUUCCCAGUGGGAAGACAAACGUAACGUGUCUGGGCUUUGUUUCUUCUCACCUUCUGAACUGUAACCACACCUCAACAGAUGAAAUGUUUCAGAUAUUCUUUUAAAUGUAUUUUCUGGCUUUUAUAAGCUUUAAAGAUUUAUAAGAAAAUAUUUUUAUAAACUAAUUACAUUUGUUUAAUUUAUGUCUGCUGUUUCAAAGCAUUUUGAUUUGCAUUCAAGGUGCUUUCUUGAUGAGAACUCGCUGUAAGGUAGGAGUUAAGAGUAACGCACAAUACUCUAAGCCUUGAUCCCCAGGAUGCAAACUGGACAGUGCAGCAGCUGGCACACCUGGACAGGCUUCCAAAGGAGGCCCUUGUCCUUUUGAGGGAAGGAAUUUAUAGCAUUACUUCCUCUAUGUCACUAAAAUCCAAGCAUUCUGCUUUAAAAUCAGUGGAAAAAAUGUGACUGUUCCCAUCUAGGGGUGAGGGAAGAUGAUCGGUGCCUUUGAGAGUGAUUUGGUGAUGACAAACUUGCCAAAUUCCCAGUGAGUUGGUGUACAACUUGCUGUCCCAGAAAUCGAGCAAGGUAAAUCUUGUGGUAGAGCUGCUACAGGAGGUUCCUGCUGCUCCAUGCCCUGCAACGUGGCCCCUGGUUUGUCAGAAGGGAGGUCCCCCUGUGCCUCAGGGAUGGGCAGCUUGGGGGCUCUGCACACAGCUGGGUGGAUGUGGAGCAUCAUUAGCAAAAAAGAAAACUGUUAAAAAUACCUUUGAAAGGUAUGUGAUUUUUCCUUUUGCAUUCUGUUUCUUGCCUUGUCAAUACUGGAAGUGUUGCAUCCUCAGCUUGGUGUUCCAAACUCCUGAGAGAGUUGUGGACCUUUUGUUAGUGUGUGUUGCAGGAUAAAAGUAAAUGAAGACCGACUUUUGAGUAAUUGGAGGGGACCUGGGUGUGUAGAAAGUGCCUGUGUAACAAAAGGAGUAAGGAGGGGUCCAGGAGAGGACAGUGUGACCAAGUGCUUCCCUGGUCACAGAAGCCUGUUCCCAGUCUCUCCCCCUCUCCCUUCCCAUAGUGACGGCCCUGUUGGUUGGGGGUGCAGAUCCAAACCCUGGGCUGUUGGUCUCCCUGACUGUCCUCUGCAGUCCAAGCUAAAUAAAAUCACAUUGCUUUUAUUCCCCAGACUAGGAGUCCUCCAGUUUCACCUCUGCAUAAGCACAAAAAGAGUGUAAGAACAUGUCAGAGACCAUAGUGGAAGGCAGAUGGAUCUUUCAGCCCUCCCCAGAUCGUCUCCAGUUCUGCCGUUACUGGAGCAGGGUAUGACUUCAAUCCCAUUCCAUCCAUACCCUGAGAUUCUCUUUCUUUCCUGACUUGGAGGAAAAACUUCUCAAGUGCAGAAUAUGGGAAAUUGAAUCAUAAGUGCUUUCAAGUUGGCUUUUACUUUGCAGUUUUGUUUCACUGUUUCUGAAGGUGCCAGCAAAUCUCCUUAUUCAUAAAGAUGGGCUGACAAUUGCUUGACAACAUUGCAGUUAAACACAUCUAUAUUAAAAGUUACCUCAAUUAAAAAACUGUGUCCUUUUCAAACUGGAGAAACAACUGGUCGAUUAGUUUGUUUAAUCUUGUGCUAUUUUGUAACACAAGUCAGAAACCUUCCUGCAAUACUAAAAAAAAAGAAAAAAAAAAAAAAGGUAAACUUGGGUCUUGCUGCUUCUUUUCUCCCAACCCUGUUUUAAAGUGAAAUCAUUAAUUUUUUAUUAUUUUUUUUUAAGAUUAGAAUUAUUGCAGACAUCUUUAACAUAAAACCAAAAGAAAACCACUUUUAAAACUUCAAGAAGAAAGGAGCAACCCAACCUGUUCCUUGAGUGUCAGUUACGAGAAUGGGAACCUUAGUUACUGCAGGGCUUUGUGGUCCUGCAUGGCCUGACUGGGCCCAUGGGCUCAGAUGGGUGUUACCUCUAGCAAAAGGGAAGUGGCAGACACUGGAUUUUUUUAAGUAAAGGGUUUGUGCUGGUUUAAAUUCCUGAGCAGGAUAACUGUGAAGUGAGACAGGUUCCAGGGGAGAGGGUGAAGGGUCAGUGCAGGUGUUCCUGGGGAGCAGAGGCAGAGAGCAGCUCCAUUAGCCACAGCUGUGGGGGGUUGCCAUGCAGGAGAGUCAUUGUCACCUGCACUCACCUGUGUAACAACCUGGUUAUUUUAAAGCACCAACUCCAGGUGUUGUCUGUGUUACAGACACUGAAGAAUCUGCCAGUACCAAUUGUCAACAGUUCUUUAUUUUCCCUAAAGCUGUUUCAUGUCCCUGUCUUCUGGGUGUUGGCCGUGUAGUGUUGUGUGAUGGUGUUUGGAUGAUUUCUGAUAAAAUAGGGAGGAGAGUUCUGUCCCUGAGUGGGCACUGGGGGAAAGCAGAGCCCCUCGGCAGCAGGGAAUGGAGGCCUGGAGCUCCUGCAGGCCUCAGUGUUGUCUGGCUCUCCUGGCCCCCCGUGAGACAGUGCUGUUCAGCAUGGCACCCAACACACACCUGGUGACACAGCAGCCCCUGGGCUCCAAGCUGAAAACCAGAGUUUGCACUAUAUCUAUACUAUAUCUAUGUACUUAAUACAGCUAACACUAUAUGCCUUUAUUUGAAAAAAGUUACAAGGGUAAUUUUUACUUGUCCAACUUACCUCAGAGCCAGUAAUUGAAGAACUGUCAUAGUCUGAACCUUAGAUACAGUGUUUUGAUUCAAGUGUAGGGUUUGCUGCUUUGGAUCAUAAAUUCCCAAUUAAAUCUGUGCUUUUCCUGAAAUCCUGAGUUGUCACCAUUACUGGGAUCGUCUCAUGUCCCAAUGGUUCAUGUAGAAACCUAGAACUGCUUGAGAUGGAAGACUUCUGCAAUCAUACACGCACUUUUCUGUCCUUGUCUGAUUAUGCUCUAACACUGUAUGCGUUUCUUUAAAGACCACGUGGGCGCGUUGCAGAGAUGGGUGGUUCAGAGCAGCGGGUGCCUCGAGCCGUUCCGUAAUGAGUUAUAAAUACAACUAUAAAUUGUUCGCUUUGAGCUGAGGGAAAAGAAUAAACAACAGUGACGAUGA
Molecule: messenger RNA, 5193 nt
Organism: Apus apus (common swift)
Lineage: Eukaryota; Metazoa; Chordata; Aves; Apodiformes; Apodidae
Gene: SLC33A1
Product: solute carrier family 33 member 1
Exons: 6
Coding region: 72-1703 (543 amino acids)
Cellular component (GO): membrane
Molecular function (GO): acetyl-CoA transmembrane transporter activity
Source: RefSeq, a predicted model, not a curated record